AAUGAUGGCAGAGAGGUGCGGGAGGAAUGCCAAGAAGAAAAAGAACGCAGUGUGCGUGCGUGCUGUGUUUGCUCCAUUAGCUCUGACGUCAGAGUUGCGUCGGCGCAGGCGCCGAAGAGCAGGACAUCCUGUGGAAUUGUUCUUGGCGAGACUAUGAGAAUGUCAAGUAGGCCACCCCUCCCUUCUCAUAAGCUAUCCUAUGAGUGAGUGAGUGAGUGAGUGAGUGAGUGAGUGAGUGAGUGAGUGAGUGAGUGAGUGAGUGAGUGAGUGAGUGAGUGAGUGAGUGAGUGAGUGAGUGAGUGAGUGAGUGAGGGAAGUUCAAUGCAAGGAAAAUGCAGCUCACGUGUGUAGGCGCUCAUAGACGUCACAAUUCCAAGGACAUCAAUUCAUGCAAUGUCUCUCGAUUGCGAUAGAUGAGAACAAUAAGUAUGUAGGUGAUAUUGGAGCGAGUGAAGGUGUGACGCAAACCGGAAAAAGCAGGGGGUGUUGUGGGUGUGCCUAUUUUUAGCCCCAGUGAGGAGAGGAGACACGUAUUCGUCGCAUUUCUCUGCCCUCGCAGGCUGUGCUUUCAUCCGUGCAUCAUGUGACAGGUGCAGCCCCGAAAGCCGACUGCGCACGAGAGGUGAAUACUAAAGAGGUAGAGAUCAGAGAGGUGUUUUGUACAAUCCAAAGAGCAGACAUGUUCUCACCGUUUUAACAAUCAAGUGAACCCUUAACAUAUGUUGUAAUCCAUUGCAGUGGUGCUGCAAACCAAAAUAUGACAUACGGGUAGAACAUUGAUGGAUGAUAAUUAGGAGGAUGUUUAUGUUUAUGCAUGUUUUGGAAAAACUCAAUUAUAUAAAAAAUGUUUUAUGUUGAAAUUGAGGGGGUAUUUUUUAUUUUGUGAAGUAAAGCAAAAAGAGAAUCUGGUUUUGAAUGAUGUCAUUGUACUUUUUUAUAUAAGCAUUGAGGAAAGGUCAAUUAAAAUAGGAAAUAUGUUUUUAUUUUUGUAACGCCCAGCUCUACUAUUACGUCUGUCAUUAUAUCGUCAUGUAUUUGUGAACUAUAUAAUGCUUGUGUUUGUAUUAUAUGUGGGAUCAAUUGACGGUACCUUCUCCAAAACAGCCGUUUCUAUUGGACGACCCAUUCUGGCUUUUUUCUCUAUCUUUGAUUGGCUGUGAGUUUGGAUGGGCGGGUCUUACCAACGACCGUCUUCUGUGGUAGUAGAAGGGUUGCAGACGCCAAACGGACACUAGUUAUGAACUGUGUGCAGGAUUUCAUCUUCUCCCUCAACGUUUAUUUAAUCUGAAAACCUGGAACGAUAAUAUAUUGGCGUAGAGCCGAUGAGGCGCUUUUAAAAUUGGCUUUUGCAAUUGUGCCCUCUACCCGCAUUGAGUACAUUUGAAGGAGGCGUCAGUCGGCAGCUUCUCCACUAUGCGUCUUAUCGUCGACUCGAGCUCCACCGGCGGCCCAUUGGAGCUCGUCGUCCCAAGUGGAGAGACUGUGGACGGGCUGAGGACGCGCCUCUCUCGUCAACUGAACGUGCACAAGGACAGAAUCGUCCUCCUGCACCAAAACAAGCAAUUGACUACAGGGAAACUACUGGAGCAAGGUGUAGCAGAUGGCAGCAGACUCACCUUACAGGUGCCUGUUGUAGUCGAAGCUGGGUUAUUUUCUUCUAGUGCCAGAGUCAAGAGGAUGGUCGAGGUUUUGGAGAAGUUAACAGAAUGCGAGAUCAGUGAUUUCCUGUCUGGACGUUCACCUUUGGCCAUUAAACUGGCAGUGGGUGUCCACACAAUGCAUGUGCAGCUCCAGCUGUCUGCUCAGGAUGUGGCUAAGCUGCAGCUGGACAAAGCCUCGGGAGCUCUUAGCAGCCCACCCCCAAAGGUCAACAUGGCCCGGUCUGCUCGGAGUUGCUGCUCCCCCACUGACAUGACCACCACGUCGGCAGCUUCUCCUCCCCCACUCGCAUACUCGGCCAUGCAAUCCAACCCCCGAGCUGUUUCUUCUAUGGACUGCCACCGCCAAGCAACUUCUCAUCAGUCCCGUCCACACGCCACUCUUUUAACGCCUUCCUUCCACGCAGCUUGCCCACUUCCAGCCACCACGCCGGUUUGUUUCAGUGACUCCACUGCUGCGCCUCGGAGUCCAUUACCUGCCUCCACCGUCAGAGAGUCUUUUCCUUCCUUCACUGCUGAAUCCAUCAAGCAACCGGGUGCAGUCAUAGAAAGUUUUGUCAGUCACUCUCAAGGAGUGUGCUCUGGAACUUUCUCAGGCACUCUGGUGCCGUGCAGUCGGAGCAACGUUAGCCAUCGUCACCGCGGCAUCGCCAUUAUUCUGCAGAUCCUCGAUGACCUCCUCAGAGCUGCCUCACUACACCAAGGGGCUCCGACAUCCCUUUGUCCCACUUUGGACCCGCCAGCACCGGAGCGCAAAUGCAAACAAAGGGCUGAUGAGGCUUGCCAAGUCCACAUAAACUCAGAAGAGAAUCAGACGCUGCACGGCAAGCUAAAGCACUUGCAGUCUCUGUUGGACCAACGGCGUCAUCACAAGCAAAGUCGCAGGAGUUCCCAAUUUUCACAACCAGCUCACCCGUAUCGGCGCCACCAUCGAUCCUAAUCUCCAUGGCAGUGGGCCAGCGGAGUGGACUUGAAGUUACUAUGUGCGUCAUCCCUUGUGCACAUGCUACUUGUUUAUUGAGUUAUGAAAAGAAAUAACUGACCAAACACAAUUUGGGUCAUUUAAUUCCAACAUAUAUUCUUUGCUUAUGCAUAACUGAAAAUAACUGACUAUAUUAUCCUUGCUCCAAGUACAAGUAGACUUGAAAAAAAAAAAAGAGUUACCCUAAAGCCUCAGUUUCAUUCCCCGUUAUCAGGAAGUGAUUAUGAAAUAUUUCCAGAGGGACCACGAGGUGGCACUGUUUACAUUACCUGACCCAGAUGAGGGAGGAGCAGUCUCAUUAACUUUGUUGCUCAUAAAAUGUUGCUCGACUUGAUUGAACUUGUAUUAAAUGCCAAAGGCAUAUAUUUCCA
Molecule: messenger RNA, 3011 nt
Organism: Syngnathus acus (greater pipefish)
Lineage: Eukaryota; Metazoa; Chordata; Actinopteri; Syngnathiformes; Syngnathidae
Product: midnolin-like
Exons: 6
Coding region: 1414-2598 (394 amino acids)
Cellular component (GO): nucleus
Molecular function (GO): protein binding
Source: RefSeq, a predicted model, not a curated record